Molecule: messenger RNA, 2260 nt
Organism: Trichobilharzia regenti
Lineage: Eukaryota; Metazoa; Platyhelminthes; Trematoda; Strigeidida; Schistosomatidae
Source: the annotation of a GenBank genome assembly
UUAUUAUUAUUGUUCCCUUGGGUUGCUAGUGGAACAUAGGGCUUCAGCUAUAUCUUAUAGUUCUGUUUUAUUUCUCAUAUGAAAGCCAUUACCUUACUCUUCCGAUUAUUGUAAAUUUUUUCCAACUUAACAAUUUCUGGUUAGACAUUUUGAACUCCCCCUAUUUUUCAUGAAUCUUCCUCUAAUUAUCCUAUGAAUAGUUAUACCUUUUAACAACUGGUCAGUGGUCUAUUUUCACCACUUCGCACUAACGUUACGUAGAGUGAAAGGUUGUAAAGAGUUAAAAUGAAUCCAUCAAAUGAUAAAAAUGAGGUCUUAUUAUCCCUCUAUGUUUUUUAUUCUUGCUCGCUGGGAGUUCAAAGUGGAAGUAAGCAUCAGUUAUCAAUCUGCCUUAUGAGCUCUUUUAAAAUUAAACAGUUUUUGUUGAAUCCAAAAGAAACAUUAAAUGAUAAAAUUUUAAGCUCUACUAAAAUGUACUUAUGAAGACCAGUAUCAUAUUUUUCACCAAAAUACUUUCAGGUCAAUUAGUGAGAACGUCGGAUUGAAAUCGGUUAGUGUUAUCACUAUUUUUAUGAUUUCUUGCGCUCAAAUAUUUCUUAAACCAAACAAUUUUAUAUUUUCAGUUUGGCUGGACUCAUGAAGGGGGCUGGUUGUCAAUUCUGGCUUCAGCAUUUGUCAGGAGAGUUGACGUGAUCGGAAGGGGAUAUUCUGGUUACAACACACGUAUGUGUAAAGCUGUGCUUCCACUUCUCUAUCCGAAUAAGGAUUCACUAAAGGACUGUGUAUUUUUCACAAUUUUUCUUGGCGCUAAUGAUGCUUGUUUAAGUCAGCAGCAGCAUGUGCCAAUCGAAGAGUACAAAAAAAAUCUACAAUGGAUGAUUGAAUAUCUUAAUCAAAUGGAUUUACCAGUGGAUCACAUCCUGUUGAUUAGUUUACCUCCUUUAGAUGAAUAUAAGUGGGGUGUCACUGAAAUAGCUAAAGGGCUACCGCUCACACGGACGUUAGUUAACUAUGCAAAUUAUGCGAUUGCAUGUGAAGAAGUUUCAAAAUUGAGUCAGGUUAAUCAUAUUAAUUUGUUUGAGGCUAUGAUCAAGCAAAGAGAUUGGGAAUCUUUUCUUUCAGACGGUUUACACUUCUCUAGAAAAGGGUCUGAAUUUUUGGCCAAGAUUUUAGAGGCCUUCUUCGCUGACAAACUAAGUGGUUUAAAAUGGUGGUUCCCAGAUUGGAAAACUAUAAACCCGAUAACCCCAGAGAUGUCUAUUAAUGGCGAUCAUGAAUCUAAAGUUUGUUGUUGUUUUUCUGCAUUCGGAAAAUAUCUAGUAAUGUUUCUACUUUUAUCCAUAAAUACGCUCACUAAAUACUUUGAAUUCGAGGUUUCACCUAUUACUGACGAACAACAACCAGUAUGAACCAGUGACUGGGAAACCUAUCACAUGCACACGAGGUUUCUUCUAGUAAGCUGUUUACGUAUUUCCAAGUGAUAGCAAAUAUAUUCUUUGUGUUAGUAAAUAUGCCAAGUAUCAUAUGUCAAUAAGCAUAACUGUGCUAUAAGGUGGUAAGUAGUUGGAGGAACUACUGCUGAGAUGUACAUUUAACGCACAAUUCAUAUUCACUACCAUCAUUUACAUUACCCCCAUUGCUAGGAGACUGCUUCAUGGCAGGCCUGAACAGUAAUCUAUUAAAGCUGACUAUCGAUGAUUCCCAACUGUAUACAAGAUAUGUGGACAACAUUUCAAGUAUUUGUAAUAAGAAAUGUGAUCAUAGUCAGUUGGUUCACGUUUUUAAUGACUGCUAUUCGGCGAUAAAAUUUACUCUUCAAAUGGAAAAUUCCAUUUCUUAAUAUCGCACUAACAACAGUCGACGAAACCUCAAUAAGGUCUGUCCAUAGGAAACCUACAUGGGGCGUUUAAUUGAGGAGUUUCUACAAAUUUUAGUUACAUACCUGAAGCACUGACAUUCUAGAAGAAGAACUAGACUUGGAAAAGUUUCCUGUCAUAAAUAGAUAUUCAACUAGAUUUAUUGAUUAGAAUAUCAAACCGAUAAUUUAGAGACGCGAGACACCGUACCAAGAAUGAGACUUUAUGUAAACCUACGGACGCAAUUUAACUUGUGAUGCCAAAAAAGAAUUUCAACAUCGCAAAGCUGAGAGCAUUUCGCAGAAACCUGGAAGACAAAAUCUUGCUUCUAACCAAUUCAAUGUACAUAUUAAAACGUGUGAAACUUGGGCACUGUGGUGGUAAGUAAUUCCAUAUUAGUUUGU